Messenger RNA from Lucilia sericata (common green bottle fly), 999 nucleotides. Its product is annotated as pre-mRNA-splicing factor ISY1 homolog. The record is from RefSeq and is a predicted model, not a curated record. Gene Ontology annotation, biological process: mRNA 3'-splice site recognition; generation of catalytic spliceosome for second transesterification step. Gene Ontology annotation, cellular component: post-mRNA release spliceosomal complex; Prp19 complex; post-spliceosomal complex. Lineage: Eukaryota; Metazoa; Arthropoda; Insecta; Diptera; Calliphoridae. The transcript is spliced from 4 exons. Bases 110 to 931 code for a protein of 273 amino acids.
UGGGAAACUUUUAAAAGAGACAAUGACUGUCGGUAAUACAGUUCAAACAUCUGAUUCCAAAUUUGUAAACAAAACGUUUUGUUGAAAACGCCGCAAAACAUAAAAAAACAUGGCUCGUAAUGCUGAAAAGGCUAUGACCACCUUGGCCCGUUGGCGAGCGGCUAAAGAAAUUGAAUCAGGUGAAAAAGAUAGACGUCCCUACUUGGCUUCAGAGUGUAAUGAUCUGCCAAAAUGUGAAAAAUAUCGUCUAGAAAUCAUACGAGAAAUUUCCAACAAAGUGGCCCAAAUACAAAAUGCUGGUCUUGGUGAAUUUCGCAUACGUGAUUUGAACGAUGAAAUUAAUAAAUUACUUAGAGAAAAACGUCAUUGGGAAAAUCAAAUAUCAGCUUUGGGUGGACCUCAUUAUCGUCGUUAUGGUCCCAAAAUGUUUGAUGCCGAAGGUCGUGAAGUUCCCGGCAAUCGAGGUUACAAGUACUUUGGGGCUGCAAAAGAUUUACCAGGUGUUCGAGAACUGUUCGAACAAGAACCACCACCGCCACCACGCAAAACUCGAGCUGAACUCAUGAAAGAUAUAGACGCCGAAUAUUAUGGCUAUAGAGAUGACGAUGAUGGUAUUUUGAUGCCCAUUGAAGAACGUAUUGAACAUUUGGCUAUUCAAAAAGCUGUUCGUGAAUGGAAAGAAAAAAUGGCCCGCGAUGGUCAUGUCGAAUUGGAGGACGAUGAUAAUGAUGAUGACAUUUAUCCCUUGUCUAUACCAGCUCGAGAGGCGGCGGAAGAUGCAAAGGACUCUCGAAGAGAGGAAAAUCCAAUGGAAUUACUUGCACCUAAAUUCACAGCACAUGUGCCUGUACCGACACAGAAAGACAUUGAGGAUGCUCUGCUUCGAAAACGCAAACAGGAAUUACUAGAAAAAUAUGUGGGUGACUCAUAAAAGAAAUUAAAAUAAUAGAAAUAAGUAAUUUCUUUGAACAAGUAAAAUAAAUUUUUGGAACAAACCUA